This is a messenger RNA of Alnus glutinosa, 1623 nucleotides long. RefSeq lists its product as uncharacterized. Bases 1 to 1623 code for a protein of 540 amino acids. NCBI's taxonomy places the organism in Eukaryota, Viridiplantae, Streptophyta, Magnoliopsida, Fagales, Betulaceae. The record is from RefSeq and is a predicted model, not a curated record. Gene Ontology annotation, molecular function: DNA binding; transposase activity. Gene Ontology annotation, biological process: DNA transposition. The transcript has 2 exons.
AUGGGAAGUAGUGAACUGGUGGUUGAGGUUCAUUAUGGGGGUAGGUUCGAUCGGAGGUUUGGUUGUGUGUAUGUACGUGGUGAAGUUGAAGUGCAUCACGAGAAGGUUGACCUUGAUAAAUUAUCAUAUUUUGAAAUUGAAGGUAUAUGUAAGAAAUAUGGGUAUAGGCCAGGGGAUUUAAUGUAUUUUAAAGAUCCUGGGAAGAGUCUUGUUGAUGGCUUGUAUUUAAUUACUUCAGACCAUGAUGUACUUGCAUUGUCUGCUUGCCAUACUGGGCGUGUAAUAUUGGAAUUAUACAUUGUGUCUUUUGGGAAUGAAGGGGGUGGUGAAGAGGAUAGUGAAGACGAUGAUGAAUACGGAGGGAGGGUUAAUUUUGAUGAUCCUUGGUGGGCAGAUAAGUUAAGUGAAGAUGAAGACUUAUUUGAUGUUGAUGUUGGUGCGGGUGCUGGACCAUCUAAUGUACAACCUGAUAAUCAUAGGGUUGAGAGUAGUGAAGAGAGUAGUAAAGAGGGUAGUGAUAAUGAUAGUGAAGAUGGGGACCACACUGAAGCUGACCAAAUAACAUAUGAAGAUGUUGAUGAAGAUGUUGAUGAUGACUAUAACUCUGAUAUGGGUAGAAGUGACAUUCUUGUCUCACCAGUACCUAGUGAUGAAGAAUGUGAAAUAACCUCUUCUCCAGGGCCUGAGUUCCAUUCAGUUGACAUGGGAGAUCCAGUUUUGGAACUAGAGAUGAAAUUCCCAGAUAUACGGACAUUUAGGGAGGCUAUUAGGAUGUUCAAUCUUAAAAGGGGGAAGGACAUCACAUUUAAAAGGAAUGAGAGACAAAAGUGUAUAGUUGUGUGUAAGGAACCAAAUUGUAAUUAUAGAGUAUAUGCCAGAAAGCUGCCUGAUGAAGAGACAUUUCAGAUAAGGUCUAUGCAAAGUGAACAUUUGUGUUGCAGGCAAUUUAAGAACUCAAUUGUCACAUCCACUUGGAUUGCUGACAAACUCAUAGACAAGUUUAGAGUUCAGCCCAACAUGCCUUUGGGUGCGAUUCAGAAUGAAGUGAAAGAAAGGUGGAGGGUGGAUGUAAAUCCAAGCAUGAUGUAUAGGGCAAGAACAAAGGCUAAUAGAAAAUUUUUUGGAAAGCAUGAGCUUCAAUAUGUGAAGUUGUGGGACUAUUGUGAGACAUUGAGAUCAACCAACCCGGGAAGUUGUGUUGUGAUGAAAGUGGAUAGGCCAAUGCUUGAGGUCAAUCCAAAGUUUCUAAGAAUGUAUUGUUCCCUGGCUGCCAUGAAGAAAGGCUUUCUAGAAGGAUGUAGACCUGUUAUAGGGGUGGAUGGGUGCUUCCUUAAAGGUCCAUUUAAGGGGCAACUCCUAGCUACGGUUGGACGAGAUGGGAAUGAUAAUAUGUAUCCAAUUGCCUAUGCUGUAAUCGAAGCUGAGACCAAGGACAGUUGGAUAUGGUUUUUGGAAACCUUAGUAUCCGAUCUUGGAAACCAUGAGCAGCAUAGCAGGCCAACAUUUAUUUCAGAUCGACAGAAAGGGCUAAUGCCAGCAUUUGAGGUGGUCAUCCCAAAUGUAGACCAUAGGAUUUGUGUCAGGCAUUUGUAUGCCAACUUCAGGGACAUUGGGGGGCAUUGA